AUGCUUAAUCCCGAAGAAGUGGAUCAACCGGUGAUCAAAGGACAGUACUGUGCGAUGGAUACCAACUUUAUAUUAGACAUGAAGAUAGAAAACAUCGAAAAAUCAGAUAAUUUUGGUGAAGUAAUGAAUAAAUCAGUUUUUGCCACAAAUAUUAUGAAAGGAUUACUCGGUUCUUAUAUGGAGACUAUUCUUGACGUUCAAAAUAGCAAUAACACUAACAAUGAAUGGAUUGAAUACAUGGAAUAUGGUAUUACAAAAGACAUGAAAAUAAUCAGUGGUUUCUGUUUGCCCACCACUUGUAGACCCGAAGACCUGUCCGACGCUAUCAAUGAAAUAUUACUUGCUAUAUUUGCCACAUUAACACUUAUGGUAAUAUUGGGAACAAUCCUUCACUGUUCGUCCCGACAAUCACUAAUCAACCGAUUUGUGGGCAAAACAACGAUUGCAUACAUUUUGAGGUGUUUUUCGGCCAAAAAGAGCGCAAAACAGAUCUUUAGUCUCAGACAAUAUGAAAAGUACAUACGCCUAUUACCAAUGAUUGCUGCGGGUGUCCUCAUUAGUUUUAUAUACGACCUGAUUGGAGAUGGACCAUUUUGGGCCACUGCUAAGUACUCGUCUGCCGACUUCCAACUCUAUGCGUUGUCUCCGUUGGCAUUCCUCGCGCUCUACAAAAUGCCCAGAUUUGGUGUUCUCUGGAAUGUCUUCCUAUUGGCGAUCGGAAUAUCCAUUCCUCUCAUCACUCGCUUCUACUUUAAUAUCCCUCACAUAUGGCAGGGAUUCUCCGCUGACACUACUUCUGCUACUAUAGCCGCCUGGACUUACCAUUACUGGUCAUCUUUACCGUACUUUCAGACUUAUAUCGUCGGUAUUCUCGCCGGUUAUGCUAUCCGUCGGCACCCGAAGGCAUACUUAGGCGGACGGAUAGGAGAGACGAUCAUAUCUUUGAUCACAUUUUCGAUGACAUUUGGGAUCUGCUGGUGGAAUAAAGACUUUAGUCACUUUAGUUACCGAUACACUCGACUUAAUGGAUACGAACAACACUUAUAUCUAUUGAUUCAUAAAGUGUUUUAUUUAUCGGGAUUUUGUUGGCUUUUCUACGCCUGUGCCACCGGUAGAGCCGAAACCAUAAAUAAGAUAAUGGGUUGGAAGGGAUUUAAUGUAAUCAAUAAUUUGGCGCUUGAAAUAUAUCUUUUACAUAUGUUUGCCAUAGUCUACAGAGUCGGCACUUUAAGAGAGCAAGUGACUUAUAAUGAUUAUUAUGUAAUAUCGAGUGCUAUCUCUGACUUUAUUAUAACAUAUUUGGCGGCACCAUUCAAAGCAAACCAAUUGUCAAAUGGUUUGGACACCCUUUCGGAUGAUUACGACUUCGAGGGAACGGAUAAUAGUUUAUUGAAUGAAACGGACAGCGAAUCCAAUGAUGAUUAUGAAGACAAUCGAUGCUCAGAGGAUGAGAUAAUUGACAAAAUGAUUGAUAUAAUGACUCCCGAAGACUAUAACGAGGGAAAACGUCGCAAAGAUUGGGUACUUUUGGCAGAAAUAUUAGCGCAAAGACCGAAGGAUUGA
Medioppia subpectinata is the source of this 1563-nucleotide messenger RNA. The record is from the annotation of a GenBank genome assembly. Lineage: Eukaryota; Metazoa; Arthropoda; Arachnida; Sarcoptiformes; Oppiidae.